AUGCUCACGCGGGUGAAAUCGGCGGUGGCCAAUUUUAUGGGGGGUAUGAUGGCUGGCGGCGCCAACGGAGACCAUCCCGGCGGCUCGGAUCUGCCGCUGAAAUUCCCGUACAGCAGACCGGAGUUCCUGGGGCUCUCGCCGGACGAGGUGGAGUGCUCGGCGGAUCACAUCGCGCGACCGAUCCUCAUACUGAAGGAGACCAAGCGGCUGCCGUGGUCCACCGGCUACGCUGAGGUGAUCAAUGCAGGAAAGAGCACAUUAAAUGAGGACCAGGCCUGCUGUGAAGUGCUGGUGGUGAAAAGGAGGCCAGCAGGAAGCUGCACUUCCAACCGGACCCCCUUGACCCGCAGGAGGUCUUCCCUGCCUAAUGGAGAGGGCCUGGGCCUCCGGGAGAGCCUGGACAGCUCUGAAGACCUAACCUUCCACUACUGGGCUUUGUUUGAUGGCCACGCUGGCUCUGGGGCGGCUGUAGUAGCCUCCCGCCUUCUCCAUCACCACAUUGCCCUGCACCUUCAGGAGGUGAUGAAUAUCCUCUGCACUCCGAACCUGCUGCCCCCCACAUGCCUGUGUGAGGAACCUAUCAAUCACCACCUCACCCCGACGUCCCAGCGCGCCCUUACCAGGGCCGCCUCUCUCCGGGGCGCCGCAGGGGCUCCGGGUUCCCCCAGCCCCCCACCCACACGCUUCUUUACUGAGAAGAAAGUUUCACACGAGAGCCUGGUGAUUGGAGCCAUCGAGAAUGCCUUCAAAGACAUGGAUGUACAGAUAGAAAAGGAGAAGGCAGUUUACAACAUCUCGGGUGGCUGCACUGCCCUGGUGGUCGUCUAUUUACUCGGGAAGCUCUUCGUUGGGAACGCUGGGGACAGCAGAGCUAUCAUUAUCCGGGCCAAGGAAGUCAUCCCCAUGUCAGCAGAGUUCACACCAGAGUCGGAGAGACAGCGACUGCAGUUCCUGGCCUACAUGCAGCCCCACUUAUUAGGGAACGAGUUUACACAUCUGGAAUUCCCGAGGAGAGUGCAGAGGAAAGAGGUCGGGAAGAGGAUGCUGUACCGUGACUUCACCAUGUCGGGAUGGGCGUAUAAAACCAUCGAGGACGAUGACCUCAAGUUUCCCUUGAUCUACGGCGAAGGCAAGAAGGCUCGUGUGUUGGCGACCAUCGGGGUCACAAGAGGUCUCGGGGACCACAGUCUCAAAGUGCACGACUCCAACAUCUACAUUAAGCCCUUCCUGUCCUGCUGCCCAGAGGUCAGAGUUUACCCACUGGCGCAGUGCGAGCAUGGAGCUGAUGACGUGCUGGUGCUGGGAACUGACGGUCUGUGGGACGUCCUCUCCAACCAGGAAGUAGCUGAAGCAGUCACCUGUUUCCUGGCAAACUGCGACCCCGACGACCAGCACAGAUACACGAUGGCAGCUCAAGACCUCAUAAUGAGGGCACGAGGGGUGCUGAAGGAUCGCGGCUGGAGGAUAUCCAACGACCGAUUAGGCUCCGGAGACGACAUCUCUGUCUACAUCAUUCCCCUCAUGUACGGCAACAAGCAGAAUUAGCCCAGCAACGUAACUACAACCACCACCAAAAUAUAACCCUGCCUUUAAGUCCCAGCUUCAGUUCUGCAUUUUCCCACAUUGCUUGUGCUCCGUUUUUAAAGUGCUUUAGUGUGGACUUCCUCUAUUGCUGAGGGAUCCGAGACGUUUCUGGUCAGAGAUGGGAUUUUGGUCCAGGCCGUUUUCCUCUUGAUCAUCUGAGGAUGAUCUUAUCCCUUCUGCUUGUCUGGUCUUUUUUUUUUUUAUAUAUAGAGAAAAAAAAAAAAGAACACUGGAGAAACGAAUCAUGAAAAGUUGAACUACUGAUUUUUCUUCCCCCAGUCUUGGAAUUCUGUAUUUCACUGAAGAAGCCAUCAUUAGCCCUGUCGUGGAGAAAUGCAAAGGUUGAGAGCAUGUACUCUCACGGAUGAGAUGGUAAUAUGCUUCUCAGGAUUGCUGUUACUAGCUAAUGCACAAUAUUUAUAAAUGUGAAAAUGUAAAUACUCCCAGGCAUAACACAUUUGAUAAGUGUGUUUGGUUAAACACAUGUACAGUGUAAAAAAAAAACUAACCCAAUGAGACUGAUGUCGUGUAUAUAUGAAUCAUACCUCCUCUGUUCCAUGUAGGCUUUUAAGGUAGCCACGUUCAGUCAUCUGUAAUUGUUGCGUCUGUUGUAGGAAGGAAAAAAAACGUGUAGGCCUUCUAUAUAUAGUACGUCAGCUGGUUCUCCUAUCGCUGCAGCUGUUAUUUUUGUUUAUCCGUACCCCUCGCGUGGCAAUACUGUAGUCACCAUUAAUGAAAACGGCUUCCUUUGAAAGUGAAGAAACACAUUUAUGAAGAACACACAAACAGGAGGAGUCCUGUUUACCCUGCUUACAACGUCUCAUUAUACUAUUAAAUUAGCCCGGCUUCUACGUUAAUUCAGAUUUUAGGACGGAAAAAAAAGUCUUGCUGUUGCACUUUUUCACAAUCAGCCAUCUACCUCAUAAUUUUCUUCUCUCGUCAUUGUCCUCUUUAAGUGGCUGUUUGAACGCGACAUUGGGUGCAUCCUCAGCUGCUACCCGUGCCAUUAUUUAGUUUACAUGCUGAUAUUUGCUGCUGUAGCCGCAAGACCAUGCCCAAUGUCUUGCACUCAUUUCACCUUUUCUCAGUAUCAAUUCAAUAUAUUGUCCCCGUUCAGAUAAACUCCUCGUUGUGAAUAGCAGGUGCCUCUAACCAUGAGAAUUGUUCAGGUUUUUACACGUGUCAGUUUAAAGGAAGUAUAAACAAGACUAUCGUUGCAGACAAUUAAAUAGACAACACUUAACCUUUCUGUGUCUCUACAAUCAAAAUUGUUCCCUGGUUCAUGGUUUUCCACGUUUUAGUUCGGUCGUACUUUUUGGCUUCUACUAACUGUGCACAAAUGUUUUAUCUGACCUGCUGUACGAGCAGUUUAAGCUAGUGAAUCAUGGAACAGAGUAACUUAAUUUAAAUGUAAAAAUGUAAAUAACUUUUUCAGUGGACUCUUCUCUCCUCCUUUUACUGUAAGUGAUGUACAUCUUGCCGAAACAAAAAAAAAAAAAAAAAAAGUCAUUUGUACCGUUGUGGAAACCUGGGAACAGUGUAAGAAAAAAAAGAA
Xiphias gladius (swordfish) is the source of this 3139-nucleotide messenger RNA. It is a transcript of the gene ppm1h, whose product is annotated as protein phosphatase, Mg2+/Mn2+ dependent, 1H. The record is from RefSeq and is a predicted model, not a curated record. The transcript is spliced from 10 exons. Gene Ontology annotation, biological process: protein dephosphorylation. Gene Ontology annotation, molecular function: protein serine/threonine phosphatase activity. Bases 1 to 1545 code for a protein of 514 amino acids. Lineage: Eukaryota; Metazoa; Chordata; Actinopteri; Istiophoriformes; Xiphiidae.